GAUCCAAUUUAUCUCUCAAGUUCCUCGGGUAUUGAAUUGAAGCACCACUAGCUUUCUUAACGUGCGCAUUAACUCAAACCCUUCAAAUUUGGACAGAUUUGGUAGACUGUGUUCAAGCUUGCGACGGAUGUGAAAUGGGCUACCUAGAUAAAGCUUUGGAACACUUGGUGAGAGCCGGCGUUUCGAAGGCUGAAAACUAUCCAUACAUGGCCAUGACCCAACUUUGUGACACUUCUGUGGCCCGUUACAUAUCUAUUGGGGGUUUCGAGGAGAUCCUAAGUCAAGAACAGGCCGAAAGGGAUUUGUACUGGAGUCCAAUUCCCAGCAAUAUGCACGUCCCUGUAGGCAGUGAGCUGCACUACUAUGUGUCCGGGGUGAUCGAUGUCUUAACCGGUUGCUCUAACGACAAAGCUCACGGAAAUCACGGUGUUGUAAUCGUUGGCCACUACACAGAUGCUUGGGUUCUCCGGAACAGUUGGGGCUCCGAAUGGGGUUUGCAGGGUCAUUUCAUCCUCAAAAAAGGUAUCUGCGGAGUCACAAAAUAUGCCUACAAAGUGAACGGCCCAUUCCAAAGAGUGGUAACACAAAGUCUUUAUGAUUUAUAUUGAUGUGCGACGCUUUCCAACCUAAAUUUCGCCUUCAAAUUCCCCAGAUACACAUCGGAAAGCACUAAGAGUAACA
Bemisia tabaci is the source of this 681-nucleotide messenger RNA. The record is from RefSeq and is a predicted model, not a curated record. Lineage: Eukaryota; Metazoa; Arthropoda; Insecta; Hemiptera; Aleyrodidae.